AUGGCUUCAGAAGCCCCUUCGAACGUGGUGGACGUCAAGGAGAUGCGCCAGCCUGACUUGUCCGAGGAGUGGCAGCGGCGGUGUGCCGAGACGACGGCCCGCCUGAAAGAGACCGAAGGGGAGCUGACGAUGGUCCAGAAGCGGCUGACAAACAUGGGCGCGCUUCUGGAGACAGCAGCCGGGCAGCGAACCUCGAAGACGAGUACGCUGCAGGCCGAGGUGGCCGAGGAGCGGCGGCUCCGGAAAGAGGCCGAGGAUAAGCUCUGGGCGGAGCGACGCCGGUGUCAAGAUCUCGAGGCCAUGCUCUCCCACGAGCAUCGUUUGCGACGAGAUGUCGAGGCUGCCCAACAUGGCCCUGGAGAGCUCCAGAAGCUGAGGGCAAACUUGGCCUCCGAGCGCAAGGCGCGGGCCGCCGCGGAGGCGGCCGCGGGGGCUCGCGGGAGGUAG
Messenger RNA from Symbiodinium sp. CCMP2592, 447 nucleotides. Lineage: Eukaryota; Dinophyceae; Suessiales; Symbiodiniaceae. The record is from the annotation of a GenBank genome assembly.